UGAGAGAGUGUCGUUGAGUAGAAGUCGUCGGACUUCGCGAAAGGUACAAUCGCGGAUCUGCUGUGCUUAAAUAGCGAAAAGGAACGUCAAAUCUGGGAUAAAGGAAAAGAAAAUACGAAAGGAUCUCGACGAGGCGAUUAUUACGAAAUCGGCCAAAUUUUUACCGUUAAAUACGACAGGAUAUUAAUUAUCGUUGUGAACUGCUGGGAGGACGAUUAUUUUUCACACUGAAAAUAAACUGAAUACUGACAACAGAUUUGAAAAACAAACAAACGUAUCGAGAGAAAGGAAGAGAGAGAGAAAGAGAGAGAGUGAAAAAUGACGCUGCUUCCGCCGACCGUGAAACAGCAAGAACGGAUUGAUCAGGAAAUGAAAUGGGAUCCGGAACAGACACGCAAAGAUGUUGCAAACCUGAGGGAAUGGCUUGUUAAACAACGGCACCUGCCGCAGCACAUUGACGACGUGAGACUGGAGAGAUUUUUAUACGGUUGUAAAAACAGCCUUGAAAGAACAAAACAGAUGUUGGACAGAUAUUUCACAGCGCGUACCGCAUUGCCGGAAUUUUUCGCCGCCAGAGAUCCACUGGCAAACGAUAUUCAGGAAUGCUGCAAAGCAAUACAAUAUUUUCUCCUCCCAUCGCUGACUUCCGAAGGAUAUCGAGUCACGAUUCUUCGCCUCGUCGAUACAAGAUUGGAAAAGUUUUCCCUCGAAACAAUCACACGGCGCAUCCUCAUGGUUAUGGACACAAGACUGGUUGAGGAAUUUUCACUCUCCAACGUCAUGAUCAUUGACCUUCAGGGUUUCAACGCCGGGCACAUAUCGCGAUGCGUGCCAACGCAAACUGUGAUGCGACGCGGAAUGGUCGCCACUCAGAACAGCAUGCCGUUCCGAUUAGCCCGUAUCCAUUUUCUGCACACACCGUCUUUCAUUGGAAACGUAUUGGCGAUGAUUUACCCGCUGCUUAAAGAGAAGCUCGUCGACAAGUUCCGUUUUCACACCGGUGGCGGUGAAGAAUUGUACUCGUACAUGGACAAGGAUAUCCUGCCGGCCGAAUGGGGCGGAAAAGCUGGAACUUUCGACGAACUGAACGAUGCCUGGAAGAGGAAAAUUGAGAAAAACAGAGACUGGUUCCUCAGGGAGGAGAAGCUUUGCCGCACAAACGAGAACGCUCGUUUGCCAAACUCGAAAUCGUCCCUAACUUCGGAAUUAAACGGAAUCCAAGGAUCUUUCAGAAAGUUGAACAUCGAUUAAAACGGUUCUAAUAUUUUUUAUCGUGUUAAAAUCGCAACAUCAAAUUGAGCAAUAUUAUGUUUGAUUUCUUUAAACUGCGUAUGGAUAUAAGUAAUUAUUGUGAUAAUUUUGUAACACUUCUUGAGACAUUAACUUCACGUUCAUAAAGUAAUAUUGCAAAAAACAACAAAUUCAGACAAUAAUCAGUGGAGGAAAAAAAAAAAAAAUAUACGUCGAUCUUAUUCUGAUGCAAACUUUUGUUAAAAUUGAAAACGGCACUUCAAAUCAAUGUAACUAUAUAAUAUUAUAAAUUGCUGUCGAUAACAAUUAUUUCAUUGUGAUCUUUUGUUUGCUUUCUUCCGUCCAUCAAUAAAUAAUAACUUAAAUUUAUAUUACAAUAAUUAUAACAUCACCGGUGUAGUUAAACAUAUCGUGGUUCAUAAAUUAGUGAUUCGUGACUUAGAUGAGGUCAAAAAAGUCAAAUCUCAAUUCUGUAUUAUAGGUAUAUAGAUAUAUAAUGACCGUUUUAACGGAUCGUUUAAGAAAUCAUCAAAACACUAAAAAUAUGUAAAUAACAAGAAUAAUACGAAUAAAAAUCAUAAAGUGUAAAAUGAA
Molecule: messenger RNA, 1845 nt
Organism: Neodiprion virginianus
Lineage: Eukaryota; Metazoa; Arthropoda; Insecta; Hymenoptera; Diprionidae
Product: alpha-tocopherol transfer protein-like
Exons: 7
Coding region: 319-1251 (310 amino acids)
Cellular component (GO): membrane
Molecular function (GO): phosphatidylinositol bisphosphate binding
Source: RefSeq, a predicted model, not a curated record